This is a messenger RNA of Rhodofomes roseus, 978 nucleotides long. RefSeq names its product DnaJ-domain-containing protein. The transcript has 9 exons. The record is from RefSeq and is a predicted model, not a curated record. The coding region runs from base 1 to 978 and encodes 325 amino acids. NCBI's taxonomy places the organism in Eukaryota, Fungi, Basidiomycota, Agaricomycetes, Polyporales, Fomitopsidaceae. Gene Ontology annotation, cellular component: endomembrane system.
AUGAGGUUACUACUGCCUUGUCUCCUCCUGGCUACUUUGGUAGCAUGCGUGGCAGCGUGGACAAAGGAAGACCAUGAGAUCUUCGACCUCGUGAGCGCGGUUGAGUCCUCCGAAGGGAAGGGGACCACAUUCUACUCCUGGCUGGGCGUACCAUCAACUGCCAGCACUCCUGAGAUCGCGAAGGCCUAUCGGAAAAAGAGCAUACAGCUCCACCCGGACAAGAAUCCAGGCGACAAGAAUGCCCACGAACGCUUCGCGAGGCUCGGUGUAGUAUCCGCCAUCCUGAGGAGCACCGAAGGCCGCGAGCGUUACGACUUCUUCUACAAGAACGGUGUUCCGAGAUGGAGGGGAACAGGAUACUACUAUUCCAGAUUCCGGCCCGGGCUAGGCACUGUCGUCGUCUUCCUGACGAUUCUCUCUUCCGGUCUGCAGUACCUCGUGCAGUCCUUGAACUACAAGCGAGACCUUGGCAGAAUCGACUCUAUUGUGUCACAGGCGCGCUCCGCGGCAUGGGGAGCGAAGCUCGUCCCUACGUCUGAAGGCCAGAGGAAGGUGAAGAUCAAUCUGGGUGGUUCACCGCGACUGGACGAGGGUGGCAAUGUCAUCGGUGGCAAAAUGGUCGACAUGGUGGUUGAAGGAAACGACGUGUACUUCCUUGAUUCCGAUGGCAGUCUGCAUCCCGUGAACAGUGACACAGCCAUACCGCCAUCCCUGAGGAAGACGUGGUUCAUCACGCUUCUUUUCGACCUAUACAGCAAAGUCGCGAACAAGGAAGCGGCUGCAUCCGACAAGGGGAACGCCCAGACCAACGGGGAAGCGUAUGACAGCGGCGAGGAUGGUUCCGCGACAGGAUCAGAUGCUCCGGGCAGUGGGACCGUGACGCCCCAGAACGGCGCGGCGACUGGGUCAACGAAGGGCAGUCGGACAGCCGCUACCAUGGCUGGCGGACGUAGACGAAAGGCGGUGAAGAAGCGGUAA